Messenger RNA from Aspergillus steynii IBT 23096, 1674 nucleotides. RefSeq names its product putative rhamnogalacturonase. Gene Ontology annotation, molecular function: carbohydrate binding; catalytic activity. The coding region runs from base 1 to 1674 and encodes 557 amino acids. Lineage: Eukaryota; Fungi; Ascomycota; Eurotiomycetes; Eurotiales; Aspergillaceae. Gene Ontology annotation, biological process: carbohydrate metabolic process. The transcript is spliced from 3 exons. The record is from RefSeq and is a predicted model, not a curated record.
AUGCAUAUUUCCGCAUUGAGUGCUCUAGGCCUCUUCGGGGCUGUUGCUCAGGCAAAGCCGUUCCUUCAGCGCAUUAAUGACACCGCACAUGUUAUUGGAAAUGAUCUCUGGAAUGUGACGAUUGGGCGACAGUACGGUGUGAAGCUGUUCUACAAGGAUACGGAUCUAGUGGGUGAUGCAUGGGGGCAUUACGUUAGCUACAAUGGCGCACAAUCCGACCUCAACUGGACCUCCGCCAGCAUCCACCGCCGCGGCGCCGACUACCUCGACAUAAAAUUCACCGCCCGCGAAGGCGACUUCCACUGGGUGAUCUUCGACCAGCUGGCCGGCGCCUACCAGUACUUCGUGAACCACGACCUGCCGACGCUCGGUGAAUUCCGCUCCCUCUGGCGUCUCGACAACACUUCGUUCCCGAACGGCCGCACAAAUAUUAAAGAUGCGCCGCUCCCGGAUCUCGCUGAGUAUCCGGCCUCUGAGAAAGUGCAGGACGAGACGUGGCAGCGUGCUGACGGGAGCUUUAUCACGAAGUAUGACUUUAGUGCGUGGGUGCGGGAGUUGGAUUUCUACGGCGUCUAUGGAGAGAGGUUUGGGUCGUGGUAUAUUAAUCCCGGCAAGGAUUAUUAUAAUGGGAAUCACCUGAAGCAGGAGCUGACGGUGCAUCGAGAGAGCGCGACGGGGGAUGCGGUGCAGUUGAAUAUGAUUCAUGGGACGCACUUUCAGGUCUCAGCGGUGGAUGAGUUUCCGGAUGGGAAGAUGUGGGGGCCGUGGUUGUGGUAUUUGAACGACGGCUCCAAACCCGACGCUGAAGCCCGUGCGAAAAAAGAGGCUCAGGCUUGGCCAUACAAAUGGUUCAAGGACGAAGCAUAUCACACCCGUGGCUCUAUCUCCGGACGCCUGGUUCUCUCUGACGGACGACCUGCCGCUGGAGCGUCUGUGUUCCUGGGCGACAACAACCCCAGCAAGACAGCGCUGGACAUGGGCUCGGAUUAUUACUAUACCGGACAGACUGACAGCAAGGGGUGGUUCACAUUCAGGAACGUGCGUGCGGGUGACUACGGUCUGCAGGCGUGGUCAGACGGGGGCAAGCUGCGCGACGUGAUGACGACGUUCUCGCUGAAUGAUGUGACGGUGAAGAAGGAUAAGCAGACGCAGCUGCACAAGUUGGAGUGGAAGGUGUCCCCUCGGAAGAAGAUCUUCCAGGUGGGUGAUUUUGAUCGCAAGUCGUUGGGCUUCAAGCACGGUGGGGCACCGUAUCAACAUGGUCUUGUGGCGGAGUGUCCGGAGGAUCUGGUCUAUACUGUUGGCGAGAGUGAGACCUCAGACUGGUGCUUCGGGCAGUCGGCUAAGGGGACUUGGAGUAUUAAGUUCCCCGUGGAUAAGAAACAGGCGAAUGCGUCUGCGGUGUUGACUGUGUCUUUGGCGGGGUAUUCGUCCGGUACUAAGUCCAGAAUAUUGCUGAAUGGAGACGCGGAUAUUCCGAUCGGGAAUUUGACGACUCUGCCGAACGAUCCUGGCUUGUAUCGGUCUGCAACUACCGCGGGAGAGUGGCGGUUGUUCGAGUUUGACGUGCCAGAGGGAAAGCUGCGCGAGGGAUGGAAUACGGUGGACUUUGAGGUGACGGAGUCGACGAAGUGGAGGGGUUUCAUGUGGGAUAGUAUCGUGUUGGAAGCGUGA